This is a messenger RNA of Eimeria mitis, 771 nucleotides long. RefSeq lists its product as uncharacterized. NCBI's taxonomy places the organism in Eukaryota, Apicomplexa, Conoidasida, Eucoccidiorida, Eimeriidae. The record is from RefSeq and is a predicted model, not a curated record.
AUGAACGUCGGCGUCCGCAUCUUCGGAGCUCAGUUUGGCAUCUUUUCAUUCAAAAAUUAUGUACCAAUAAUUGCCGCGGUCAUUGUGGCUGCAAGGCGGCGGAUUGAAGAGUAUCAGAGACUGUCUCGGAUGCGACGCUUGGUCCGCCGACAGCGCAAAAGGCGCGAUUUGGCGCUUCUAAAGGCUGGAGAAAGGGCAAGAAAAGCAGCAGCAAGAAUGGCAGCACAGAGGCAACCCCACUACACAUACCUAGGCCGCACGAACGGUCACGACGUUUGGCGCAUCACCGGCACCAGCGGUGCGGGCCCAGGCAGCCCAGUGCCACCGACAAUGGGCGCCCCAAUAGCAUACAGAGGUGGUAUACCCUCCGCUCACUACGUUGAAGCAGCUGAAGAGCUGAAUCAAAUACCUCAAAGAAAGGAAAGGGAAGCGGCAGCACCGCCCACCGUACACGCGACACCGCAGGCCCACCUGAGCGAUUUGGCGCAUCAGCAGCCGUUACACGAAGAAGCAGCAGCAAUAAGGGAAGCAAAAAAAGUACAAGCAACGGCAGCUUCAGUAGCGUCCGAAUCGGAACGGAGAGGAGCGGCAACGGAAGCGACAACAGCAGCCGCACCGGGAGCAGCAGCAGCAGCCGCACCAGCAACAACAGCUAAAGUGAGAACAACGGCGCCUCACAUACGUUCAAGGGAGAAAAUGAAAGACGCAAGCAUCAAGCAUGACAAUACAAGGACCAAAGAAACACGAACCAACAGCAGCAAAAAUAAAUAA